GGGGAGCGGCGCGGGCACACGCGCUCGUCCCGGGCGGCCCCGCGGUCCGCACCCGAGAAUGCUGCGGCAGGCGCUCCGCGGAGGGCUGCGGGCGUGCGGCCGCGGGCUGGGCGUGUGCGUGGGCCGGCACCCCGUCCUCUUCCUCACCGUGCCAGCCGUGCUGACCAUCGCCUGCGGCCUCAGUGCGCUGCGCCGCUUCCAGCCCGAGGGCGACCUGGAGCGCCUGGUGGCCCCCAGCCACAGCCUAGCCAAGAUCGAGCGCAGCCUGGCCGGCAGCCUCUUCCCGCUGGACCAGUCCAAAAGCCAGCUCUAUUCGGACUUGCACACCCCUGGGAGGUACGGCAGGGUGAUCCUCCUCUCGCCACCCGGGGACAAUGUUUUGCUCCAGGCCGAGGGGAUCCUGCAGACCCACCGAGCCGUGCUGGAAAUGAAGGAUGGGAGGAACAGUUUUAUUGGACAUCAGCUGGGCGGGGUAGUGGAAGUGCCCAACAGCAAGGACCAGCGGGUCAAGUCUGCCAGAGCCAUUCAGAUCACCUACUACCUCCAAACCUACGGCUCUGCCACCCAAGACCUCAUCGGGGAAAAGUGGGAGAAUGAGUUCUGUAAGCUUGUGAGGAAGCUCCAGGAGGAGCACCAAGACCUCCAGCUCUACCCUCUCGCAUCCUUCAGUCUCUGGAGAGACUUUCAUAAGACCAGCAUCCUAGCCAGAAGCAAGGUGCUGGUGAGCCUCGUGCUCAUCCUGACCACAGCCACGCUCUCCAGUUCCAUGAAGGAUUGUCUGCGCAGCAAGCCCUUCCUGGGCCUGCUGGGGGUGCUCACCGUGUGCAUCUCCCUCGUGACGGCAGCAGGGAUCUUCUUCAUCACGGAUGGGAAGUACAACUCCACCCUGUUGGGAAUCCCGUUCUUCGCCAUGGGUCAUGGGACAAAAGGAGUCUUUGAGCUUCUAUCUGGAUGGCGGAGAACUAAAGAGAAUUUGCCCUUCAAAGACAGGGUGGCGGAUGCCUACUCUGAUGUGAUGGUUACCUACACCAUGACCAGUUCCCUGUACUUCAUCACCUUCGGGAUGGGUGCCAGUCCGUUCACAAACAUCGAGGCCGUGAAGGUCUUCUGCCAGAACAUGUGUGUCUCUAUCCUGUUGAAUUACUUCUACAUUUUCUCUUUCUUUGGCUCCUGUCUGGUUUUCGCUGGUCAACUAGAACAAAACCGCUACCACAGCAUCUUCUGCUGCAAGAUUCCAUCUGCAGAGUACCUGGACCGCAAGCCCGUGUGGUUCCAGACAGUGAUGAGUGAUGGACACCAGCAGACAUCCCACCAUGAGACAGAUCCCUACCAGCACCACUUCAUCCAGCACUUCCUCCGAGAGCACUACAAUGAGUGGAUCACUAACAUCUAUGUCAAGCCAUUUGUGGUCAUCCUCUAUCUCAUUUAUGCCUCCUUCUCCUUCAUGGGGUGUUUGCAGAUCAGCGAUGGAGCCAACAUCAUCAACCUCCUGGCCAGUGAUUCCCCAAGUGUUUCCUAUGCCAUGGUUCAGCAGAAAUACUUCAGCAACUACAGCCCGGUGAUAGGAUUCUACGUCUACGAGCCCCUUGAGUACUGGAACAGCAGCGUCCAGGAGGACCUUCGGAGGCUCUGCAGUGGCUUCACCACAGUGUCCUGGGUGGACCAGUAUUACCAGUUCUUGAAAACCAGUAACAUCAGCGCCAGCAACAAAAGUGAUUUCAUCAGUGUCCUGCAAAGCUCAUUUUUAAAAAAGCCAGAGUUCCAGCACUUCCGAAAUGAUAUCAUCUUCUCCAAGGCAGGAGAUGAAAACAGUAUCAUUGCUUCCCGCUUGUACCUGGUGGCCAGGACCAGCAGAGACAAGCAAAAGGAAGUCAUUGAAGUGCUGGAAAAGCUGAGGCCCCUGUCACUUUCAAAGAGCAUCCGGUUCAUUGUGUUCAACCCGUCCUUUGUGUUCAUGGACCACUACAGCCUGUCUGUCACUGUGCCUGUGCUGAUCGCGGGCUUUGGUGUGCUGCUGGUGUUAAUCCUGACUUUCUUCCUAGUGAUCCACCCUUUGGGGAACUUCUGGCUCAUUCUUAGUGUCACCUCAAUUGAGCUGGGUGUUCUGGGCUUAAUGACAUUAUGGAAUGUCGACAUGGACUGCAUUUCUAUUUUGUGCCUUAUCUACACUUUGAACUUCGCCAUUGACCACUGUGCACCCCUGCUUUACACGUUUGUAUUAGCCACUGAGCACACCCGAACACAAUGUAUAAAAAGCUCACUGCAAGAGCAUGGGACAGCCAUUUUGCAGAAUAUUACUUCUUUUCUUAUUGGGUUGAUCCCCCUCUUCUUUGUGCCUUCAAACCUGACCUUCACACUGUUCAAAUGCUUGCUGCUCACUGGGGGUUGCACACUUCUGCACUGUUUUGUUAUUUUACCUGUGUUCCUAACCUUUUUCCCUCCUUCCAAAAAGCACCACAAGAAAAAGAAACGUGCCAAACGAAAGGAGAGAGAGGAAAUUGAAUGCAUAGAGAUUCAAGAGAACCCCGACCAUGUCACCACAGUCUGAGAGCAGAGUUUUCCAGUAUUUUCUUUUCCAGUAUUGCACAAGAUGCAGGAGGAGGAGCUCAGACCUCAGCUGCUUGGGCUGGCCAGGGGUAACAAGGCAAGUCAGACGAGAGCACCCCCGUGAUAUGCAGUGUCUGCCUCUCAGGGGGAAGAGAGAAUCAAACAGGAGGAAUGUUCUUUGCAACCUUGUUCUCCAUGAAAGAUAAAUCUCCGGAUGUGAUCUUAGAGCUCUUCCAAGGAAUGGCAAAAGAAGCAACUGCUUUUAAAAAGAAAAAGCUUAGGAAAUACGGAGAAGAGAACAAAGGUGGCCUCCAAAUAGGGAAAGCGACUUAGGAAAUAUCCAAAUUGCCACGUCACGUUCUGUGUUUGCUUGUCGAACAGGUUGGUCAGAGGAAACCUAUGCACUUGGGAAGUACAUAUUUAAUCUCGUCUAAACCAAAGGACUUCCCAAUCCAUUGUAUGUGUACAUAUAUAUAUGUAUAUAUGCCAUAUAUACAUAUGCUUAGACUUAUCUUUCACAUACAUUGAUGUUUGCGUGCAGGAAGGUGCCCAUUUGCAGACAGUCUGGCCUAGACCAAGAGUCAAAUCAACUUUAGCCAAAUACACACAAUUCAUUGAUAACCAUGCACAACCAACUCCGGGGUCUAGGCAGCAGCCAAGUGGCAUGCAGUUGUGUGAUAAGUGAGGUACAAAAGAGAUUCCAAUUAGACUCCAUAUAUCGCAUUGCUGGUCAUCAAGAUUCUAGCUUGGGAUGAUUUUGCAUUAGCACUACUUACCACACAGAUGGUAUUUAAAGGUUCACACUAAAGCUACAUAGUUGAUAUGGCUUUCCAUUGGCCUUUAAUGGUUCUCUGCAUUUUGGGUGGGGGCUGGUGUGGCUUCUUAUAGAGCGCUCACACAUCUGCAAAUGGACACUUUACACACAAUGUCUGUAAGUGUACACAAAUGUGAGUGUGUGUAUAAGAGAGAAAAUUCCAUAAUUAUAGCUUUCUUAUUUUAGAUGGUGAAAAUGUACUGCCAUGAAAUAUAAUUAACACAGAAGAAAGGAAACAUGGCUGGGAGUCACCACAGAGUGAAACAGAAUAAAGUGACCCUCACCACUCGUGGUGCAUCAUCAGUGGUUCCCAGUGUAAGGAGAGUGUUUGAAUGUUAUUAAUUCUAGUGUGCUCCUUGCACUGAUUCACCCAGGCCAUGGUCACCAUAACUGCUGAAGUAUCAUUUUGUAGCUUCUUGCAAUAUCAUACUUGUCGUUUAGGGAGUAAUCCUCAAGAUGAUCACAGCUCUCCAUAGAUGGCAUAUUAAAUGUAACCACUGCUAAAUUCUUUCUUUUAAAAAAAAUGGUACUGAGGCAAAUGUUUCCUCUGGGUUAAACAUUUAAAACUCUUCCCUAGCAGACAGAAUCUGUCUGCUGGGUGCUUAUUUGGAUUAAUGCUAUGCUUGCUGUUGGAGGAAAUUACUAAGAAAUACCUUUUCCUAUGCCAAGCAGUAACAUAAUUUAUUUCCAGGUAGGACAGAACAAAUUACCAGUGAUUAUAAAAUCUGCUAUUAAGCUCUUUUACCUGAUGAAAGCUGCUUUCC
Molecule: messenger RNA, 4125 nt
Organism: Cavia porcellus (domestic guinea pig)
Lineage: Eukaryota; Metazoa; Chordata; Mammalia; Rodentia; Caviidae
Gene: Ptchd4
Product: patched domain containing 4
Exons: 3
Coding region: 59-2548 (829 amino acids)
Cellular component (GO): membrane
Source: RefSeq, a predicted model, not a curated record